AUGCCGUGGUUCCCAGCCGUGCCACCGGCGCUGGCGGCCGCCGACGGGGCCCGGAACAACAAGAAGCGCGCGGGGCUCCCGAGGCUGCUGCACAAGCUCUUCAUCAAGGUGCUCCGCCUCAGGCCGGCGUCGGCGGCGGCGGAGGAGUGCUGCUACUACUACAGCUACGGCGGCGCGGGGUCGUCGUCGUGGGCCGGCGUGCUCUCCUCCAUCCCGGAGGAGGACUACGACUACGACGACAGCUCCAAGGAGGAGGAGGAGGGCACGCCCGACGUCGUCAUCGUCCCCGACCCCGCCGUGCUCCGCAAGGCCAAGUCCGAGCGGUUCCUCGUCGGCCCACCCGACGCCGCCACCGUCGUGCACGUCGAGGUCCUCGUCUAG
This is a messenger RNA of Miscanthus lutarioriparius, 381 nucleotides long. The record is from the annotation of a GenBank genome assembly. Lineage: Eukaryota; Viridiplantae; Streptophyta; Magnoliopsida; Poales; Poaceae.